Molecule: messenger RNA, 1074 nt
Organism: Caenorhabditis auriculariae
Lineage: Eukaryota; Metazoa; Nematoda; Chromadorea; Rhabditida; Rhabditidae
Source: the annotation of a GenBank genome assembly
AUGUUUGCUCCUUCCCAUUUUCUUCCUCUAACUUUAGUUUUCAUGUCAAUUUGGAACCAUCUUCUGUGCAGUGCGAGAAUGAGCUUCAUUCACACAAAGUGUCGCAUCACGGGUAAAUAGAUUCGAAACGUAUGGUUUCUAUUUUAGCAUUUUUGUAGAUGCUCCUUAUUCAAAAACUAAAGAUGUUUUCCGCGCGCUGGUUCCAGAUAAUAAGGUAAAAUGGAACGUUGACUGGUCAGAAUAUAGCCCCAAAAAUUAUACUGACCCUAAUACAAUCGGAAAGCCUUACGCCGAUAAAAACAUCGACGAAGGCGAUUUUCGCUGGAACGCCGUUGAUGGAUCAAUUAACAGAAAAUCACAUAUUUGGUAAAAAAAAAAUCCGCUUUAAUACUGCCUCAUUUUUGUUUUUCAGUGAUUAUUCAUUUGACAAAGAUGGUCGUCCACUAAACCCUAUGGGUAGAACGGGACUAAGUGGCAGAGGCGUGUUAGGAAAAUGGGGUCCAAACCACGCCGCCGAUCCUUUGGUCACUCGAUACCAAAAUGGUCGUUUGGAAUUUGUUGCGAUUCAACGAGGCGACACUGGUUUAAUAAAAAUCUUCAAUAGUAAAAAAUGUAUCUGUUUCAAAGGCGAGUGGGCGAUUCCUGGCGGGAUGGUAGAUCCCGGAGAGAAAGUUUCGCAAACUUUGAAACGCGAAUUCACUGAGGAAGCGUUGAAUGGUGUUGCUGACGCCAGCUCUCUUGAGGAUCUCUGGAAGCAUGGCAGAGAGCUUUACAAGUUUUGGAAAAUUUGAUCCUUUGAAGUUAUAGUUUGUUCAGAGGCUAUGUUGACGACCCGCGAAACACUGACAAUUCAUGGAUGGAGACCGUUCUAAUGAACUUUCAUGAUAAAGACAACGUUUUGCAAGGCGUCAAACUUGCGGUACGCAUCUCCACGUAGCUAUCUAAUUUCCGUUUUCUCAGGCCGGCGACGACGCAACCAAUUUGCGUUGGAUUGACGUCGACUCCGAGUUUCCACUUUACGCCUCUCAUGAUCAUUUCAUAUCUCUUUUGAAACAAUCUCGUCCUCCCACUUAA